AUGUACCAAUCCACUUCUCUUUUGUUCUGGUUUUCUUGGGAUGAAGCCACCAGUUUAAUGCGGCAUACAACACAACAUUACAGAGUAAAAUCUGAAAAGGUGCUGCCGGAGGCAGAAAGGGUUAGCAAUGAGGUUUCAGAGGCUAUAAAGAAGAAGGACGUUUCUGUCGAGUCGAGCCUGUCUCCCUCCAUGGCUGGGGCACUGUCGAUGUGGUAUCCGCGGUUACGUAGCGCAGACGAGAUAGACUCCUUUGUUUCGCGAUUUUUGGCUAGUGGUGGGGAAAAUGAAAUGGGCUUCUCAACCACGUUUUCUCCCCAGAUAAUAGACGCAUCGUGUCAGCGAGGAGUGUUCCCGUUGGCCUUUGAUAUCGGAGGUUCGUUUGUUUACGGUCCUAAACUACACUGCCAACGCUAUCUAACGCAGCUGCAGUCGCAUGUAAAGGGGUUCCCCACGGGAGGUGAUGAUGAUGAGGGAGUCUUCAUGGUGAAGCGGCUGCAGGUGUCAAAGAAAUAUACACGUGAGAGAAAUUUGAGUACGCGUGCAGCUUCCUACGAUGUGUUCGUGAACCGGAAGGAAGAUGUGGCCCCUGUGCUUUCUCUCAUACAUGCACAGCACGGAGAGAACUGGCUCUGUCAUGGCCUUCGCGUGUGUCUUGUGCAUAUGUUCGUGAACAGCGAGCGAUACCGUACAAAAAUUGUUUUUACAGCAAUUCGGCGCCACCGUCAUGAUGUUGGGACGGAUGCCAAGACCGAAAGCAGUGGAGGCAGCGCCAUGUGUAACCGCGCACAUGGUGAUCAUGUUGAGGAAGGUGACCUCGUUGCAGCUGAAGUCGGGUUCGUUGUUGGCGAUAUUUAUACCUCUGCUACAGGUGCCUACUGCGCGAGCGGUGCAGGAACGCUUCAGCUAGCGGUUGUGGGGGAGGUGAUGCGCUCCGUAGGGUGUAAAGUGUGGGACUUGGGCAUGGGGAUGGACUACAAAGUCAAAGGUCUUGGAUGCGUCCCCUUCCCACGAAAGCGGUGGUUAGCAUUAGUGUUUGAACGCUCGCAGGAAGGCGCUUUGUCGGGGUUCAUUGACAGCAAGUUGCGGGAGGAGUUUUCCCGCGGUGUCUCCGUCAGGCAAGUUCUGAAGUAA
Messenger RNA from Trypanosoma brucei brucei TREU927, 1131 nucleotides. RefSeq lists its product as hypothetical. The record is from RefSeq and is a predicted model, not a curated record. Lineage: Eukaryota; Euglenozoa; Kinetoplastea; Trypanosomatida; Trypanosomatidae. The transcript has a single exon. Gene Ontology annotation, molecular function: leucyl-tRNA--protein transferase activity. Gene Ontology annotation, biological process: protein catabolic process. Bases 1 to 1131 code for a protein of 376 amino acids. Gene Ontology annotation, cellular component: cytoplasm.